Molecule: messenger RNA, 8026 nt
Organism: Oreochromis niloticus (Nile tilapia)
Lineage: Eukaryota; Metazoa; Chordata; Actinopteri; Cichliformes; Cichlidae
Gene: synj1
Product: synaptojanin 1
Exons: 33
Coding region: 283-5421 (1712 amino acids)
Biological process (GO): phosphatidylinositol dephosphorylation; synaptic vesicle endocytosis
Molecular function (GO): phosphatidylinositol-4,5-bisphosphate 5-phosphatase activity; nucleic acid binding; SH3 domain binding
Source: RefSeq, a predicted model, not a curated record
GGUUCUUUUUUUAAGUCGGGUAGUUCAUAACUGCAUAUUAACACGAAUUUAAAAUAUUGCACGCUUGCAAAACGUUUAAUUUACCUACUCCAAUGCCUUUCUUGUACUAAGGCAUGCGCUUUACGUUUCCUUGGCUAUUACGGUAACGUGAGGUAGGCGGACGUUUGCGUCGGAAUGUACCAUUUUGCCAACACACCGGGAAGGAUUUUGUUGUGACAGCGGAGUUACAACCCGGCGGGGGAGACGGUAAUAACAUAGGGUUUUUUCCAGCUUGGAUCAAUAAUGGCCUUCAGCAAGGGAUAUCGUAUUUACCACAAGCUGGACCCACCACCUUACAGUGUCAUAGUGGAAACUAGGGCCAGGGAGGAAUGCCUCAUGUUUGAAUCAGCAGCUGUUGCUGUUCUGUCGGCAGCAGAGAAGGAUGCUAUUAAAAACACAUAUACCAAGAUAGUUGAUGCCUAUGGAAUUCUGGGUGUUCUUCGCCUAAACCUUGGUGACUCCAUGCUCCACAGUCUUGUGGUUGUGACAGGCUGCAGCUCUGUGGGCAAGGUGCAGGAUUCAGAAGUUUUCAGAGUCACGCAGACAGACUUUAUAUCACUGAAGAAUGAUCCAGGAGAUGAAGAACGAAUUGCUGAGGUGCGAAAGGUCCUAAACUCAGGACAUUUUUACUUUGCCUGGUCUUCCACUGGAGUCAGCAUGGACUUGAGUCUCAAUGCACAUCGCAGGAUCAUAGAAGACACUACAGAUAACCGCUUCUUUUGGAAUCAAUCUCUGCAUCUGCACCUAAAACAUUACGGUGUAAACUGUGACGACUGGCUGCUGAGGCUGAUGUGUGGUGGUGUGGAGAUCAGGACCAUCUAUGCAGGCCACAAACAAGCCAAGGCAUGCAUCUUCUCACGCCUAAGCUCAGAGCGUGCCGGCACGCGAUUCAAUGUCCGAGGAACAAAUGAUGAUGGACAAGUGGCCAACUUUGUGGAAACUGAGCAGGUUAUUUUCCUGGAUGACAAAGUCUCAUCCUUCAUACAGAUCCGUGGGUCCAUUCCUCUUUUCUGGGAACAGCCAGGAAUCCAGAAAAAGUCCAUUAAGGGUGUUUUGUUGCAACUGAAUGAGAAUCGGCACCCUAAUAGACUGGCUGAGAACCUCCACCUGGUUGGUUCUCAUCGUGUCAAACUCUCAAGGGGAUUUGAGGCAAAUGCGCCAGCAUUUGAAAGACACUUUACUGCACUGAGGCAGUUGUAUGGUAAGCAGGUGAUAAUCAACCUGCUUGGAAGUAAAGAAGGGGAACACAUGCUCAGCAAAGCGUUUCAGAGUCACCUGAAAGCAUCAGAACAUUCUUCAGCAGUGAAAAUGGUGAACUUUGACUACCAUCAGAAUGUGAAAGGUGGAAAGGCAGACAAACUUCACAGUGUCCUCAAGCCCCAGCUCAGCAAAUUCGUAGAAGAGUGUGGUUUCUUCUACUAUUCUGGAGAAACUGGGAUAUUAAGGACUCAGGGAGGGACUAUGAGGACCAACUGCCUGGAUUGUUUGGAUAGAACCAACAGUGUCCAAGCCUUUUUUGCUCUCGAGAUGCUGCCUAAGCAGUUGGAACAAAUGGGUUUGACAGAGAAACCACAGCUGGUGGCCAGGUUUCAAGAGGUUUUUAGGACCAUGUGGUCUGCUAAUGGUGACUCCGUCAGUAAGAUCUACGCAGGCACCGGGGCCCUGGAUGGCAAGGCCAAGGCGGGGAAGCUGAAAGAUGGAGCUCGUUCUGUGACUCGGACCAUCCAGAACAACUUCUUUGACAGUUCAAAGCAGGAGGCUAUAGACAUCCUGAGGCUAGGCUCCACACUCAACAGUGAUUUGGCAGACAAAGCUCGGGCUUUGCUCACCACUUCCAGUCUUUAUGUCACUGAGCCUGUCUUACAAUCAGCAUCUCCAAGAGUAUUGUUGGGAAUGUGUCAGAACUACCAUAAAUACACAAUGCCCAAGCAGAUUCGUGUUUGCAUCGGUACCUGGAAUGUCAAUGGGGGUAAACAGUUUCGAAGCAUUGCUUUCCGCAACCAGACACUCAACGACUGGCUGCUGGAUGCUCCAAAGAAGGCGGGACAUCCUGAGUUCCAGGACAGCAGAACAAACCCCAUAGAUAUCUUUGCCAUCGGUUUUGAGGAAAUGGUUGAACUGAAUGCGGGAAACAUCGUCAGCGCCAGUACUACUAACCAGAAGCUGUGGGCAGCUGAGCUCCAAAAAAAUAUCUCACGGGACCACAAGUAUGUGCUGCUUGCCUCAGAGCAGCUGGUGGGAGUGUGUCUUUUUGUUUUCAUCCGCCCACAGCAUGCACCAUUUAUCAGGGAUGUAGCUGUUGAUACUGUAAAAACUGGAAUGGGUGGUGCCACAGGUAAUAAAGGAGGUGUGGCAAUCCGCCUGUUGUUCCAUACCACCAGCAUCUGCUUCGUCUGCUCCCACUUUGCUGCCGGCCAAUCACAGGUCAAAGAGAGGAAUGACGACUACAACGAGAUCACACGCAGACUCAGCUUCCCCAUGGGUCGUCUGCUGUAUUCACAUGAUUAUGUGUUCUGGUGUGGAGACUUUAACUAUCGUAUCAGUCUGCCUAAUGAGGAAGUAAAAGAUCUCAUCAAGCAGCAGAACUGGGAUGCCUUGACAGCAGGGGACCAGUUGUUGGAUCAGAAGAAUGCCGGUUUGGUCUUUCGAGGUUUUAUUGAGGGAAAAUUAGAUUUUGCCCCCACCUAUAAAUAUGACCUCUUCUCAGAAGACUAUGACACCAGUGAGAAGUGCCGCACGCCCGCCUGGACUGACCGUAUACUUUGGAAGAGGAGAAAGUGGAACUUUGACAAAACAGCUGAGGAGAUGAAUAUAGUAGGAGCAGCUUCUUCAUCUAGAGAUAGUGAUGAUGAUGUAGAACAAACCUGGAGCCCUGGCGCUUUAAAGUACUACGGAAGGGCUGAGCUGAAGACCUCAGACCACAGGCCUGUGGUGGCAGUGAUAGAUGUGGACAUCCUAGAAGUGGACCCAGAGGCUCGGCAUCAGGUCUACAAGGAUGUCAUUGCCCGACAGGGGCCUCCAGAUGGCACCAUUCUAGUGUCACUCUGCUCCUCCGGGCCUGACGACUACUUUGAUGAUGCACUCAUAGACGAGCUGCUAGAAAAGUUUGCUAAUUUUGGAGAAGUUAUCCUCAUUAGGUUUGUUGAGGAGAAGAUGUGGGUGACUUUCUUGGAAGGGUACUCUGCUCUGGCUGCUCUGUCUCUCAGUGCUUCCACUGUCCUUGGCAAGAUGAUUGAUAUCCGUCUGAAGAGUCCAGGCUGGAUUAAGAGUCUGGAGGAAGAGAUGAGUGUGGAGAGGAUCUGUGGAAGCAUUCCCACAUCUGCCAGCUCCACCCUGCUUGCUGAAGAUACAGACAUGGGUGAUGAUGAUUACGACAUGGAAGGUGAUGUGGACGAGGAGGUUGAGGAGAUCCUUCCUCAGCACCUGCAGCCUGGAGCAGGGACUGGCCCUGGAUCUUCCCCUCUCCCUUCUCCCAGAAGUAGCCCCUGUCCCUCCCCCACCCAUGGAGAACCCGCUGCACCCAGCAGACCUAGCCGUGGAGCACAGCCCUCCCGACCAUCACAAGGCCCUCCUGUUGACUUCCAGCCUGGUGCCCCCACAGCUCAAGGCCUGGAGCCCAAACGUCCACCUCCUCCUCGCCCCAACGCCCCCCCUGCCAGACCAGCACCUCCACAACGCCCACCACCACCUUCAGGAGGCAUGAGCCCUCUGCCAGUUAGAAGGCACUCUGGAGGAGGCAUGAGCCCUCUGCCAGUUAGAAGGAACUCUGGAGGACAAAAAAGCCCUGCUCUUCCUCGGCCAGAUGCAGCAGGUCGAGGGCAGACAGCAGCAGGAGCACCUGGACCAGGAGGUGCUUCCAGACCAAAUAUCCCUCCUCGAGCUGGGGUGAUCAGUGUGCCACCUCAGUCUCGCCCACCACCUCCAUCUCACCCUGGAGCACCAAGGCCCAUUCCAGAGGUGCAUCCCGGGGCCCCUCGCCCUAUUCCAGAUACCCACCCUGGAGCCCCACGACCUGUGCCCAGUGCCCAGACCAAACCAGCUGACCUCCCUCUGGGUCCUCAACCCUCAGGAGCACCUCCUGCAGCUCCACCUGCAGUGAAGCCCCAGGUUUCCUCACCCAUGCAGCCUCCCAUGCAGCCUCAGCCAGCUGCCCCUCCAGCUCAGUCUCAGCUUCCACCUCCAAUGCAGCCCACACUUCCAGCUCCUCUCCAGCCACAGCCAGCGCCAGCCCCUAAAGCAGCAGGUCCAUCUGCUGCACCUGCUGCUGCCGCCCCUGCCGGGCCUCCACCGAGUUUAGCCUCUCCUAAACCCCCACCACGUUCCCGCUCCUCUCAUGCUCUGCCACCUGACGCUGCCAAGUCUGAGACUGCCCCAGCUGCACAGACAAACGGACUGAAUGGGAUUCAAGGAGAAGCACAAUGGAAGCCCAACCCCUUUGACACACUUACAUCUGAUUUCUUGUCCUCCUCAUCUUCUUGGCACACCACCCAGUCACUGACCAGAGGAUCCUCCCGACGUACGCCAAAUGUCUUUUCCUCCACCACUCUCCCAUCAUCCUUCUCCCACCAGUCCUCCACUCUAGCAGAUUUGCAAGCCUUUGAUUCAUCCUCCUCUUCUUCACUCUCCACCCCAUCACCAUUUGCCUCGACGCUGCUCCCACCUCCUCCGGUCCCGUCUCGCAGCCGCUCUCAGGAGACGCUACGGGCCUCCCCCAACCCUUUCUCAGCUGACCCACUUCCUGCCCGACCCAGCAGCACCAACCCCUUCACUGGCCCACUGGUGCAGCAGCAGCAGCGGCGCCCGCUCACACCUGACUUCACUUUUCAGCUUUCGCCUCCAACAGCAAACCUUCAGAGAACUGUGUCUCUUACUCCACCACUGAUACCCACCCCAGCUCAAACAGGAGCCCCUACAGCUGUACCCACCACCCAACUCCAAAGGACCAUGUCUCUGUUUGGACCAUCAUCCAGUCUUAAUCCUGCCCCUGCUUCUUUGCUCCCUCUUGCCCUUAACCCAUCUCCUCCUCCCACUUUACCCAUGGUGGCACCCUCAUCUCUUCCACCUGCUGUCUCGCCUCGACACCAGCCACCUGGCCCAGUAGCAAAGCAAGCUAAGCAGUGGGUCACUUUCGAUGAUGAUUUUCCACCUUCAAGCAAAACUUCACAAAACCCAGUCUUUCCUUCCAGUUCCCUCAUGCCCCAAACUCAGAUGCAGCCUUCCAGUUCUGUGUUUAAUUUAGAACCAGAGUGGUUAUCUUCCAUGCCUGCAGCAAUCCCGACCCUCUCUCCUCCCAUCCCAAACAGAACUGCAACCAGUAACCCAAAGCUCCCAGAGGGACCCAGUGGCAACGGCUUAUUCCCCAGGGAUUCAAUGGAAAGAUAGAAUCACAGUUCAUAUGUAAAGGGCAUAUCCAGAUAUGUAUAGAUCUAUGAUAAAUGUGUAUAUGUGUGUAUGUACAAAAGAGACAGUAUUUAAGAAGUAUAGACCAAUUCCCUUCUGAAUCACAGGAAAGGCUUUGUACCGCGAGCAGUACGAUGACAAGAGUAUGAGCCCAAAAGUGUGUUGUUGACUUUACCUUCCCGGAUAUUAACACUUAUUUUACUAAGAAUCAUUCUGAUGGUUAUUUUUUAUUCAUGGCAGCAAACAUGUGCCUGUGUCUACAGUAUGUUAAUCAAAGUAUAUCUAUAUGCACAAAUCAUUUGUGUAGUCACUUGUGCAAUAUCGAAAUAUUCCUUGGCUGUGCACCACGCUGCAUUUGCCUGCAAAGUUUUACCUAAAUCUGUGUAACUUUUAAAAUUGCACACCGUGGUUCAUAUCCUUCAUUUUGAACGAGCUCCUCGCCAGAGUUGAUGCUAAUCUACUUUUCACAGUAUCGUCACAGAAGGUUACGCACUGCAGGUUUACAUUUGCCCCGAUGUUUGCUGCUGUCCGCAGCAGUUUUCUUUGAUUUGCAAAUAUAGUUAAUUGUAAGUUUUAUUUCUGUUCUUUUGUAUGUGAGAUAAAAAUUGAAGCAUUACACGGUAUGCUUGCUUUUAUCAUGAAUGUACUUUAUUUUGCACUGGGGGUUGUCAUCACCUCCUUGCUGAUGCCACAAUGUGGAAAAAGACAGCACGGGUCAGUCAGUGAGACUGCUCACCCAGGGACCCAUGCUCUUUAAUAUCAUCUCAUCCAGCUGAUAGAAAUGCAUUCUAUUUUCUCUCUGUUCAUUCAGGUUUCUUAUGCUUAGCUGAACAUAUUCUGUAGCCCUCUAUCAAAACCUAUACAUAGAAGUUAUGUAUAAAUUUGUGUUUUCAGUAUGGAAAAUAAUUGCUAAGUAAGUGUGUGUGUGUGGGGGUGGGUGUGGUGUGGUUGGGGGGGAUCAGUGUCAGUGGUUUGCACAGAGUAACCGAAAUGCACUGCGUGUGCACUCCUGGCUGUUGAUAAACGGAGAGCCUGAAGACUGAGUGAGCAUAAGAGGGCUUUUUUUCUCCCUCCUGUUAUUUUGAUCCUUCUUGAUUUAUCCAAAACAUCACACUAAACUAUUAAAGAAUGUGCGUGUGUGUGUGUGUGUGUGUGUUACAGUACAAAGAUGAUGUGAUCUGUGUUCAUGGCAGCAAGCACAUGCCAAGCAUCAACAAGAGGGCACUUUUUUUUUUUUCCACUUUAGUCUUUUUUUAAAAUGCUUCUUAUUUCUAAUAGAACUUAAUAUGAAUAAUCGUAAUGUUACUGUGGUGAGAAGUGAUGUGUUUGAAGUGCAUAAUCGUCUCUUAUCGUGUUUGACAGUGUUUGUGUUUGGAUGUGAGUGCGUGUACAGACUUAAGAGUGGAAUACCGGAGCUUUUCCCUUUUGAGUAUAAGCGGUGUAUUUCCUUACAGGCUCUGCACUAACGGCUACUGUAUUCACUUUCUCCUGGCUGCAGUUGUGUAUGUAUUCCCUCAGCCUGCCACAGGCUACACACAGGCUGUUACGCAACAAUGUUGACAAUACAACACAGGACUGUUUUGGGGGUUUUUUCUCAUGCCACUCUCCAUCUAAAUAAGAAUGCCUCUGUACAAAUGAGUACUCACCAUCCUGACUGACUUCAUUAGAGGGAACUACACAGUCUGCUCAGACCCAGAUGCGUCAGCAGAACACAUUUCCAGUGUGGCCCACAUUCCUGACAGAAGUUUGAUUUGAGCGUUUUCUGAUCCACAUGUGAUAUCUAUCCCUUAGUUGUUUGAGGGUGUUUUAUGACUGAGCCUCACUGAUAUCGUAACCAUUCUUCAGGUGUGUGUGUGUGUGUGUGUGUGUUGUUGUCAGAGGUGAUGUGUCAGUAUUUUGUCCUGUACUACCUACUUCACUUUUUCACUGCUGUUAGUCAGCGUUAAUGUUGACGGUGAUGAUAAGCAAUAGAUUUACAGAAGGAUGAGCAACAGGUACCAUGCCUCGACACAUGCCAUUUCCCCCAGCCUUCAGGAAUUAUUUUGUCUGGAAAGCAUUACAGUGGUCCAUGAAAGAUGAACAUCAGAUUUAAGAAUGUUCCACCUAACUAAUGCUUCUGCUUUCUGUUCAAACACAUGUAAAAUACGCAAAGAUAAUCUUCAUUCACUGCAAUGAAGGCAGUAGCUCUCUAUGUAAGCAAGUGUAUCGGCUGCCUCUGCUUACAUGUCAGUGUCAUCUCUAAAAUACAUCUAUUGUGUUAUUCAAAGUGUGCAGUAGAUACUGUAUCUGCAUUAACAGUAGGUGACUAGCCAGCGCUUUGUGUCAUGUCACAGUUUGAGAUGACAUUUUAUAGGAAAUAAAAUGCUACUUUUGUGAGGUUGGUGUCCCUUUUUAUGGCUAUAAUCCAUAGUAACUAAGAGUCUGUGUUGUGGAACAUAUUCUGUAUGUAUUAAAGUGAAAACUUGGAGCUGUAAUUCACAUUAAUAUCCAAUGUUCCAUAAUGUAUGUGCACAGCAGACAGCACAUUUAUGUAUGAAGCAGUUUAUGUUGUAUGUAUGCAAAAAUAAAUAAAUGUAUGUUGACAUGA